AUGGAUUCAACAUCAACCAAUAGCGACCAUGAAUGCAAUGAACUUUCAUUCCGAAACGAUUCAUCUCACACUAGGCAUGAACAAUUAACUUCAAACUCUGCAACGUUUAGUAAAAACAUUUCCGAACACACUUGUCCGAACACUGUUUCUAAAUUCCGAUCGUAUUCCAUUUCAAAUUCAAAACAAUUUUUAAAUUAUUUCAGAAAUGAAUUUUGUGAGAAAUUUCCCCAAACGCCUUUCGUGAGCUUGCAAGCUCAGAAAAUUUUCUAUCAUGAAGUUUUGCACAAUUUCCUUUCUGAGAAAUUUCCCAUUCCUUCUCAAUUUAAAUUAAAUGUAAUUAAAUAUUAUAUUGAAGUGAUUGAUAGCGAUGAGAGCGGAGCUAAUCAUGAAGGGAUUUAUGAUCCUUUAAUUGAGGAAUUUUCUGAAUUAAUGAUUCAAAAUGAAAAUUCUGGAAAAGAAUUAUUUUAUGAAUAUGAUUUGAAAGAAAGUAGUUUUCGAGUUUAUGAUUUUUUAACAAGUGAAAAUCCAAUUGCAAUUCGAAUUUGGCCACAAUUUGCAAAUGUUGGAAUGUCUCUUUGGUCUGCUGGAUUUAUUUUAAUAGAAUAUAUUUUGGCAAAUGUUGACGAUUUCAAGCACAAAAAUAUUACAGAACUUGGCAGUGGAGUGGGAUUGCUUGGUUUGGUUCUAAUGGCCUGUAUUGACAAGAAGAAUCGUGGUGUCAUUACUCUCACUGAUUAUUUACCAUGUGUUUUGGAGAAUUGUGCUUUUUGCUUGUCUUUGAAUAACAUUCCUUACCAACUCUACAAUUUGAACACAUUCAUGUACUUGCCACAAACACUGUACCGGAUGAGAAUGCCAAAAGCGAACGAGAAGGAAAUGUGGUUCGCUUAA
Naegleria lovaniensis is the source of this 891-nucleotide messenger RNA. RefSeq lists its product as uncharacterized. NCBI's taxonomy places the organism in Eukaryota, Heterolobosea, Eutetramitea, Acrasida, Naegleriidae. Bases 1 to 891 code for a protein of 296 amino acids. The transcript is spliced from 2 exons. The record is from RefSeq and is a predicted model, not a curated record.